UGAAUCGGCAGUGAUUGUCGGAAUCAAUUUUUGGUGUUGUCCAUUGGACGUGCGAUUUUCAGCAAAAAAUUAAAACAAAAAUUGUAUAAGAAUACUUAAAAGUACUUCAUAAGCAGAGAAAAAAGGCUACGGAAAGCACCAUAAUACAUACAAACAUUAAUAAAACUGAGAAAGUAAAUAAACAAACACCAUGAAGUUUCGUGCUAUGAUGCAGGAUCCUGAGUACAUGCGAGAAUUUCUAUACAUCAUACAAACGCUAUCGAAAUUGGCGAAAACAUGCGUAAUGAAGAUUUCAAUGGACAAAGUUUAUUUUGUGGCAAACGAGGAAUCUUGCAGCACAGCACCAUUGGUUUGGGUAGAAAUCGAUCCAAAAUUAUAUUUCUCUGAGUACACAAUGCAAGGUGUGGACGAUGAACUGGACCCACAUAUUGUGCUAAAUGUACCAACUCUAAAUUUAGGCACCGCACUCUCUUUGCUGCGAAAUAAUCCAUGUUAUUGUAAACUGAAGUUGACUAAUCUACAAUUCCCUUGCUUGACGGUCGACGUGGAUGCGACCACUAAGAGCUCGGAUAAGUCGCGCCGCGCCAUGCAUCAUGUACCUGUGGAUGUAAUACCACGUUGCGAUUGGCCAAAUUAUGCAGUGCCUCGAAAACCGACCUGCAAAUUGGUGUUAAAUGUGCCCUCCAAUCGGUUAAUACGAGGUCUAAUUGACAAAAUAAAGAAUCUAUCACCGACUAUAAUUUUUUAUGCAACUACCAGUGGAGAAAUGAAUUUGGUUGCCGAAACGGAUAUGGCAACCAUUACAACGCGCUACCAAAAUUUAGAGUUACGUGCGAUGAAUGCUAGCGAAAGUGACAAAGAGAAGGAUCAAAUUGAGGCAUCAUGUUCCGUGGACUGUAAGAAGACUGCACUAUUUUUCUCGGCACUACAAGUACCCUCAACGGAGUUGUCGUGUGGCAUAGCUGAUGAUCGCCUCAUACACUUGGAAGUGAACAUACGAGAAGGCAUUGCCAUCCACUCCAUUUUGCCAGCAGUUUGCGUAUGAACAUUGUUUGUUGAGCUGUUAAAUAAAAAAGUUAACGAAUAUUUAGAUUUAAGGAUCUUUCUUGACGCAAUUUUGGUAUAAUAGCUGCAUUUUUUUUGUAAACGACCGACAAAAUAACGCUCAACUCGGGGAAAAUUUCCUUUUAGCUACUUAGCAACCCUGUUAGACACAAAAAACAAAAGAAAUGAGUAAUAAUGCGAGGUAUGUGCGUAAUAUAUAUAUUUAUUUAAAAUAUAAAUCAUGUAUAUGCGAAAACAAUAAUUUCCCUCCACUAUCCCAUUAACAAUUCACAAUAGAGCAGUUUUUUCACUUACCAGCACUACCCUUGAGCUCGCGUAUUUUUUGACUGACCUUGCUAAACUCGGAUAAAUAGCCGAGUUUGUGUUGUUGCUUUGCAUGUAUUUCGUCAUUUAAGCGAGUGUAGUUUUUGUAGCUCGGUUGCAAAAGAAUGCACCUAAUGUUAAACUUAUCAGUGCAUAUAAAAGCCAAUUGAUUUUUCCAAGCAAAUUACAUAAAUAAGCGAAAAUGUUUGAAUAACUAAACUAUAUAAAAUACAUACAUACAUAUGCAUUUAAUAAAUGGAAUGCGAGCGAA
Molecule: messenger RNA, 1639 nt
Organism: Rhagoletis pomonella (apple maggot)
Lineage: Eukaryota; Metazoa; Arthropoda; Insecta; Diptera; Tephritidae
Product: checkpoint protein HUS1-like
Exons: 2
Coding region: 191-1045 (284 amino acids)
Biological process (GO): mitotic intra-S DNA damage checkpoint signaling; telomere maintenance; mitotic DNA replication checkpoint signaling
Cellular component (GO): checkpoint clamp complex; nucleolus; site of double-strand break
Source: RefSeq, a predicted model, not a curated record